This is a messenger RNA of Acanthosepion pharaonis, 2034 nucleotides long. The record is from the annotation of a GenBank genome assembly. NCBI's taxonomy places the organism in Eukaryota, Metazoa, Mollusca, Cephalopoda, Sepiida, Sepiidae.
AUGGUGAAAGGAAAACAACUCCUGAAAGCUGUGAAUGGUAAACUCUAUCCUGUUGAAACCGUGAAUACAAGUACAGCGACCCCCGUUCCAGAAGACGAGGUAAUUACAAUGGAUGGCUAUCCAGAGUCUCGACUAGUUGUUGCAAUUAAUGGAACAAUCCCAGGUCCGGCGAUCGAAGCUUACAUCGGCCAAACUGUGAUUGUCCAUGUUGAAAAUCAACUAUACUCUAGUGGUGUUACGAUUCAUUGGCAUGGAUUGCACCAAAGAGGCACACCCUUCAUGGACGGGGUUCCCUACGUAACCCAAUGUCCUAUAGGUCCAUCACAGUCGUUUGCAUAUAAGUUUAAUCUUACACAAACCGGGACAUACUGGUAUCAUUCUCAUAUUGGCACUCAAAGGACCAUGGGACUCUAUGGCGCAUUUAUUAUUAGAGAAAGGAAGACUAUGACAACACCAGAACAUAUUAUGGUUAUUAGCGAUUACAAUCAUCACUGGGAAUCCGAUGUAGCUUACCUUAAGAUGGUGCAUGGUAUGUACGUUAACCAGAAACAGAUUGGAAACACUGGUUCAUUGGACGGAUCGCUCUUCAGUCUUUUCAAUUUUCAUUCUGGUCUGGUAAAUGGUCGUGGACGAUUCUAUAGUCAACCAAGCAUUCAUAACGAAGCACCUCUUGCUAAAUUCAAUGUUGAACCAGGAAGGAAUUAUCGUUUCAGAGUCAUAGCGGCUGGUGCUCUGUAUCCGUUUGAGAUUUCUGUUGAUGGUCACAAACUGCAGAUUGUUGCUUCGGAUGGUUGCGAAGUGGAGCCAUAUGUAGCAGAUAUCUUCGUAAUAAACCCUGGAGAACGGUUUGACUUUAUUAUAUCAGCGAACCAAACAACUAGAAACUAUUGGAUCCGGGGAAUAACUACGGAAGUUAAAAAGAACCACACGUUUGAAGCUAUUCUUCAUUACGAGGGUGCUCCUGAUGAAGAACCGAAUUCAUCACCAAAGAAUUGCACGCAAGAUGAUCCCUGUGAGGUUUUAAAUUGCGCAUUUUCAUUUUAUCCAAUUGAACAACACCGAAAAUGUAUCUUAUUAUCUGAAAUGAACUCUGCUUUUGAUUAUGAAGUGCCUCGUGUCGUACCUGGGAAAUGGAAAGAAUACUUUUUAAAUUUCGCUUUUCCGGGUGAACCUGGUAACACUCCAGGGUCAGUGAAUGGACGAAAAUACGCGGAGCCCUCCGUAAAUCCACUCUACCAACCCAACGAAGUAGAUACAUUAUGUGACAAGAAAGACUGCGGGGUUGAUAAGAUAUGCUUCUGCACUUAUUCUGUAAAUGUAAAAAAGGAUGAUACUGUUCAGAUGGUCUUCCUAAACAUGGGAGGGGGAAAAGGUUACCAUCAUCCAAUUCACAUGCAUGGACACUCAUAUGCAGUUGUUAAAAUGGGUUAUCCAGUUUUUAAUGAAACCACUGGUGAAACGAUAGCCGAUACUUCCGAUGUUGACUGCCGUGGUGAUCCAAAGAAGAAUUAUUGUAAUGAUGCCGCCUGGACCAACAGCAACUGGGGUGGUGAUAACAUCCCUGGGAUUAAAUUAAAAAAUGCUCCAUUGAAAGAUACUAUCAUUGUACCCUCGGGUGGUUAUGCUGUUAUUCGUUUCAAGGCCGAUAACCCAGGUCUGUGGUUUAUGCACUGUCACAUUGAAAUUCAUAGUAUGGACGGAAUGGCAAUGAUCCUAAAUGAAUCUUUACCUGACGUGGCCAAAGCUCCGAAUCAUUUACCUGUUUGCCGAAGUUUCACACCUGAAGCAAUCAGUCGGAUACCAGCUGUAGCAGAAGCCGAGAGAACAUCGGACAAUACGACACCAUUUAUUAACACUAAAGCCGAAUCUGAAGAAGAUCGGCAAGUUGAAAAAAUGGCUUUUGGUAUUCUUAUUGCCGUCAUCUGCAUCCUCUCUUUGAUCAUCAUUGUUUUAAUUGUCGUGUUGACAAGGAGAAGCCAUCAACGAAAUAUUCACACGAUCAAUGGUUCGACAAAUCUAAGUUUUACAAACUGA